CGGUAUUUUAGGUGCUUGUGUUUAUGAGAUAGUGUACUAAAAUAAAAUGAUUAAUUAGUGUUUUAUAGUUUGUUCAUAAACAAUAUUUUACCAAAAAUCUUACUAAUAAAAGUAAAAAAUGGAGAGAGAAAUCAGCAAUGUUCGCCACCUGAACAACUAUUUCAUAAAGGAUUCGCCAGAAGGCGACUAUCCAGCCAGCUCUGAUGUUAUAAGAGAAACAAACGAGCUGUAUCUCCGUCAUCUGAUGACUGAAAUAAGAAGAGUGGGCCUGGAGCCUCCGCAACUGGGAUCAUCCGAAACAGGCGGUUAUUCUUCGUCGCGGCGGUUCCGUUCGCUCAGGAGUAUGGCGGAUAGGUUCGAGAAUUCGCAGCAAAGGAGAUGGGUGCGGGAGCAAGCUCAGAACGUGGAUCUGGAUAGCUUGAAUGCGCAUACCUUCCAGGAACUUUUGUCUGGGUUAUUCGAGCAAGGGGGAAUCACCUGUGAACGAGUCCUUGUCCUAUUUUACUUUUGCGCGGAUUUAUCCAUACGUGCUUUGCAGGAGAAAAUAUCAGGAUAUUUUUUGCAAAUAUAUUUUUGGACGACAUGUUACAUAAGUGGUAGAUUGGCCUUUUGGAUUGAAAAACAAGGAGGAUGGGCAGCUUUACUUCCGGGUUCAGUCGGUUACCUGAGUUUUAAUUGGUCUUAUGCAGGAAUGUUUAUUAUUGGUAUCUUGGCAACCUGUUUUUUUAUGAGAAAUUUUAAAAAAUAAAUUAAGUAAUUUGUAAUCAAUAA
Molecule: messenger RNA, 771 nt
Organism: Brassicogethes aeneus
Lineage: Eukaryota; Metazoa; Arthropoda; Insecta; Coleoptera; Nitidulidae
Source: the annotation of a GenBank genome assembly